AAGAUAUAAAACUUGUCAGUACAGUGCCAAUCUCGAAGAACUAAGUUCCAUGCCAGCAAAUAUGGCCACGUCAAUGUUACUUUUAGGCUUAAUUGUUAUAAUUUGCACAAGCGUCAGUCUCACCUAUGCUACUUCUUCGCAGCCUAAUGUUAUCUUCAUUAUGGGUGAUGACCAGGGCUACAGAGAUAUAGGCUACCAUGGCUCGCUUUUUAAAACUCCCAUCAUGGAUAAGCUGGCUGAAGAAGGUGUGAAGCUAGAAAACUACUACGUUCAAUUCUUCUGUACGCCAACGAGAGCCCAACUAAUGACAGGGCGAUACCAGAUUCGAAUGGGAUUACAGAAUGGUGUCUUGGAUCAGGAUCAGAAGGCCUGCUUGCCUCUGGACGAAGUUACAUUAGCAGAAAAAAUGCAAGAAGCUGGCUACUCCACCCAUUUGAUUGGCAAAUGGCAUCUCGGACUCUACCGCGAAGGAUGUCUGCCAAAUAACAGGGGAUUUGAUACAUUCUUUGGAUUUCUGCAAGGGGCAGAGUAUUUUUUCUCGCACGAUACCCCCAAGGGACAGUUAGAUUUUUAUCGAGAUUUUGAACCUCAGUGGCAGUACAACGGCAGCUAUGCGACACACCUUUACACCGAUGAGGCGAUUGAUCUAAUUAAUAACAAAGACCCAGAUAAACCGAUGUUCAUGUGGCUAUCUCACCAAGCACCUCAUGCUCCCCUUGAGGUACCCCAACAGUACUCAGAACCUUAUCGUGAUAUCAUUGAGGACGACAAUCGUAGAACAUAUGCCGGUAUGAUGGCCUGUAUGGACGAAGGCAUUGGUAAUGUAACAGAGGCCCUCAAAGCCAAUGGAAUUUACGAUAAUACAAUUAUCAUCUAUACAACUGAUAACGGUGGACCAGUGUGGAAUUCUGCCUACAACUGGCCUCUUCGUGCAUUCAAAGGAUCUCUGUUUGAGGGGGGAAUACGCGGUGUCGGUUUUGUCCACAGUCCAUUGCUCUCUGAUAAAGUAAAAGGAACAGUGAGUUAUGAACUGAUUCACGUCAGCGAUUGGUUGCCUACGCUCGUGGAAGGAAUCGCUGGAUGGACCACAGAGGGAACACUGCCGCUGGACGGUAUAAAUCAGUGGGAGACAAUAAGGGAUGGAAGAAGUUCCAGACGUAUCGAACUUUUACACAACAUUGACCCCCUGACAGUAUUGACUGAGGGAGGGGAGAGUUGGAGUGACAGCCCAUUUGAUGUUAGGAUCAAAGCUGCCAUCCGUCUUGGAAACUGGAAACUACUUACAGGAGAUAACGGUGAAGCUGGCUGGUUCGCACCACCAGGUGUUGCUGGAUUGGAUACUGAAGAAGGUGACGUAGGUGACAUUGUUCGAUUGUACAACGUCAAACGCGACCCCGAAGAACGAAACAAUCUUGCUAGCAAAUACAGGAUCCUUGUAAAAUGCUUGUUGAGAAAACUUGCACGCUACUACGAAGAGUCAGUUGAACCAAUUUACACUCCUCAUUUUCCUGAAGAAGCUGACCCUUGUAAAAACGGGAAUAAUUGUGUGUGGGGUCCAUGGGCUACUGAGGAAUAAAAUAGUAAUAAUAUAUUUUAUAGAGUUAAUAACAGUAGUUGUUCAGUUUAAUGCUAUAUACUCGCAUUCAGUUACUAAAAAAUGUUCAAUAUAAAUGAAAAGAAAUACAUGAAAAGAUUCAAAAUUUACAAUGAAGAGAAAGUUGCUGCUGAUGGGAAGAGGUCAACAGGGGUACACUAUAUUUCAUUAAAUAAUGUUUUUCCUUUAUUUGUUGUAUACUAACAUACCGCAUAUUAAACGUCUAUAUAAGCUGCAACUACAACAGAUAAAUGUUCUUAGAGAAGUAGUAUAUAUAUAAUGACGAUAAAAACCCGUGUACGGUGCCAGUGAAUGUGAUUAAUGAUAGCUUAGAAAGGAACCACCCCAAACCUGUCCGACGAAUUACCCAAAUGAUAGGAAAUUACCCAUUAUUAUGAUACCCAAAUGAUACGGAAUAUACCCAAAUGGUACGCAAUUACCCAAAUGAUAUCCAAAUGGUACGCAAUUACCCAAAUGAUACGGAAUUACUAAAAUUAUACCUUAAUGAUGGGGAAUUACCCUAAUGAUACGGAAUUACACAAAUGAUAGGGAAUUUAACUAAAUCAUAGCCCAAAUGACUCUGUUAAUUCGUUUAUAUUUAACUAAAAAUUAAAUAUGAUGUUAGUAGCCCCAGGCUUAUAGCAAAUAAAUAGAAUUUAUUAUAAUAAUUUCUAACAUAGGAAUAGGCCUUUAUAGACUGAUAUAAUAGGCAUAAAGCAUCAUAAUUUAUUUAUUUUUUAUUUAUUUGUUUAUUCAAGACCCAACAGUGUGUCAAAACACAAAAACCAGCGUCGCCAUAAAAAUACAAUUUGAUAUUUAUUAUCAUUAUUAUAUUAUUUAUUCAUCUAUUUUUUUUAUUGCUACUAUUAUUAUUGUUAUUAUUUUAUUAUUAUUAUCCGUAUUAAUAAUCGGCAUAUUAAAUACUGUUUAUUUUAAUUAAUAGUAGAAUCUUAAGAUACCUUUAUAGAAUACGGUAAUGUAUAUUGUAUGAAUAUAAAACAAGAUAAUAUACACAAAUAUUACGGAUUUAUUUAGGGGCAUUCAAAGUGGCUAUACAUUCAAUUUUUUUUAAUUUUUUUUUUAUGAAUUUAGCACUUUGAAAUUAAGCAGGUGUACUACUGUUAUUUCUGGUGAACGUUUUUUUGGCGGAAUGUUUACCGUAUUUCAGAUUGGCAAACUAAUAUGUUUUUCUGAAAGAUAAGACAAUCUUGCAAGAAAUGACAUGAUAACAAACUAUUUAUUUCACACCGGAAACACCCAACCACUUAUUCUUGAAUAUAUCAAUAUCGUAUGGGGUGUCAUUGUGCGAAAAAAAAGAUGAAAUGGAGUUGACAUUGAAAUGGGUGAUUCUGAUUGGUCUAUAUUUCAACAAAGUGUGAUACUGUGGAGUGUAAUAAAUUUAAAACUUGAAUUUGAACAUUCCACUUUUAAUAAUAAUAAUAAUUAAUUGUCACCUUACCGGGGUUUUUGGCACGAGUUACAAUUGCAUUAUUGGAAUUAUAGUAGAAUGAGUUACAAUUGAAUUAUUACUAAUUUAUAACAAUAUGUACAAUAAAAAAUACAAUUCAUUUAUGAUAUGAAAUAAAGAAGUGUAAUUAAAACAACAGACGUUUUACAUGUUCCCGA
Messenger RNA from Anneissia japonica, 3220 nucleotides. RefSeq names its product arylsulfatase B-like. Bases 50 to 1576 code for a protein of 508 amino acids. The record is from RefSeq and is a predicted model, not a curated record. The transcript is spliced from 7 exons. NCBI's taxonomy places the organism in Eukaryota, Metazoa, Echinodermata, Crinoidea, Comatulida, Comatulidae.